UUUAUUUUGCGGCUGUAAACUGAUAUACAGCUUGAAGAACAAGAGAGAGAAUACAGAAGAGAGAGAGAAGAGAGAGAACUCCGAUGCUGGGAGUUUCAGGCAUGAUGGGUAGCGCCGGCGACGGAGCUGCGUCGGCGGAGCCGACACAAACCCAUGAUGGGGAAACCGGGGUUCUGGGGGAAGAAGAGAAGUUGGUGAUGAGAAUUGACGAAGCUGGCGGUGACCGGAGCUCCGGUGGUGGUAACCGGUGGCCGAGGCAGGAGACGGUGGCUUUGCUUAAGAUACGGUCGGAGAUGGAUGCUGUUUUUAAAGACUCGAGCUUGAAGGGUCCCCUAUGGGAAGAAGUUUCCAGGAAGCUAGCGGAGAUGGGAUUUCAUCGGAAUGCAAAGAAGUGUAAGGAGAAGUUUGAGAAUGUAUUCAAAUACCAUAAACGGACUAAAGAAGGCCGAGCUUCUAAACCAGAGAGUAAAACUUAUCGAUUCUUUGAUCAAUUAGAAGCUCUCGAAACUCAUCCUCCGGUUACCGGUCAGUCUCCGUCGACGACGUUGAACCAUCUCCGGCCAACAAUGCUGCCGGUGCCGGCUACAAAGGUUAAUAAUAAUAACAAUAUUGUCAUUCCUACACAAGUGAGUAAUUCAUCGACUUCUACUGUUCCAUCAUCGUUAAGCCCAAUCAAUGUAAGCCCUAUUAACGCUGUAACGACAAUGGCGGCGGCGGCGGCGUCCGCCGCCGCGGCUGGGAUGGGGAAUUUUGGGUCGGUUUCGACUUCUUCAUCGACUUCGUCGGAUGAAGAUAUUGAGAGGAGGAGUAGGAAGAAGAGGAAAUGGGAGAUGUUUUUUCAGAGAUUAAUGAAGGAUGUGAUGGAAAAACAGGAGAAUAUGCAGAAGAAGUUUCUGGAAACGCUGGAGAAAAGAGAAAGAGAUCGCGUUUCUAGAGAAGAAGCUUGGAGAGUUAUGGAGAUUGCGAGAUUGAAUCGUGAACAUGAAAUAUUAGUUCAAGAAAGAUCCACCGCCGCCGCUAAAGACGCCGCCGUCAUUGCCUUUCUCCAGAAAGUUUCAGAUCAACAAUCGCCGCCGAUCCCCAAUUCCACUCCGAUUCAAAUCCCGCCGCAAACGCAAACGCAACCUCCUCCUCCGCCGCAGCCGCAGCCGCAAGAGACAGUUCGAUCUCUUCCCCCUGUUUUACCACAACUAACACAACCUCCACCGCCGCCAGCGCCGCCGCAGCCACCAACAUUAUCGAUUGCGUUAGAAAUACCGAAUUCUGAAAAUGGGGUUGAGAAUUUUACUCCGGCGAGUUCAUCAAGAUGGCCGAAGGCGGAGGUUCAAGCUCUGAUUGGACUAAGAACAAACAUGGAUCUGAAAUAUCAAGAUAAUGGACCAAAGGGUCCUUUAUGGGAAGAGAUAUCAUCAAGCAUGAAGAAAUUAGGAUACAAUCGAAACGCAAAAAGAUGCAAAGAGAAAUGGGAGAACAUAAACAAGUACUUUAAGAAAGUAAAAGAAAGCAACAAAAGAAGGCCAGAAGAUUCAAAAACCUGCCCAUAUUUCCAUCAACUCGACGCAAUUUACAAAGAAAGAUCCAAACAUGAAAUCACUCAACCCAGUUUCAUCAACCCAUCAUCAUCAACAAAUCUCCCCCCUGAAAAUCUAAUGGUUCCAUUAAUGGUCCAACCAGAACAACAAUGGCCGCUUCAACCAGUUCAACAGCGACAACAAAUCGCCGCCAUGGGCGAUCACGACAGUGAUAACAAUGGUGAAGAUGACGACGACGACGAGGACGAUGAAGAUGACGACGAUGAAGACGAGGCAGGUGGGUACGAGAUUGUAACGAACAAACCGCCGUCAUCUUCAGUUGGGACGGUGGAGUGAGGCGGCGGAGAGGAAACAAAAUUGUACAACAGACAGAUAAAAUGCAUGUGACAGACAUUGCCGGAAAUUCAAACGGCGGCGGAGAUGACGGCGGUGGACGGCGGAGGUAAAAAGAUAAAUUUCAAAACAUUUUAUAUAUACAACAAUUACACAUGGGUUUGGGUGGAGGAGGGUAAGUCACAAGUGUAACUUUUGUAAGGAUUAUACUAGUUUAAUUAUUUUGUGGUUUUUUUUUUUUUUUUUAAUUCACAAAUUAUUUAUUUGUUUGGUUAAAUAAUCAACAAAUUGAGGGGGAGAACUAGAGAGGAGAUAAAUAAAAUAUAUAAUGUAUUGUUUUGUUCCUUA
Impatiens glandulifera is the source of this 2213-nucleotide messenger RNA. RefSeq names its product trihelix transcription factor DF1. Bases 84 to 1868 code for a protein of 594 amino acids. The record is from RefSeq and is a predicted model, not a curated record. The transcript is spliced from 2 exons. Lineage: Eukaryota; Viridiplantae; Streptophyta; Magnoliopsida; Ericales; Balsaminaceae.